AAUAAUUUCUGGUUAUUCCUCAAAAAAUCCUCUCUUUAAUAAGAAACCCAUUUGCCAUUCAAAUUCAAUUCAUUCAUUCAUUCAUACCCAGAAAGAGAAAGGAAAACGCAUGAACAGAAUUAACUAUGAAAUAAUUUGGCAAAUCCAAAUUAAAAUACUAAUCCCAAAUCCAAUUCCAUUCUUAAUACCACAAAAUAUUAUCCAAUCAAUGAUUUUCCUUUACUAUUACAAGAUCUUCUUCUCUCUUCUUCUUCAUCUUCAUCUUCAUCUUCAUCUUCUCAACCUGAAUCUUACCAACCCAGAAAAAAUACUAACAAUGAAAAAUCCAAUAUUAUUAUUAUUCUUCCAUUUCUAGAAAAAACCCAUCAAUAAAAAUCAAAUCUUUUUCCAAAAUACACACUACUCAAAAUAGUACUAAUUAUAUUCUUACAGUACUAUAUACAAUAUAUAUAUAUGACUGUUUGUUACCACUCAUCACUACCACCACCACCACUAUUACCCCUGAUUUUUUUACCCAAAUUCAUUCUCUGCUGUGGCAGUGGUACUGUACUACUACUACUCCUCCUCCUUCUUCUUCUUCUUCUCUCUCUAAAACCAUUUCAGUACAGCUCACCAAAACAAAACCCAACCUGUCCUUUUUUUCAUUCUAUGAAAUUUGAACCCUCUUCUUCUCAUUGUUAUAACUAUUCAUUUCCGCCGUUACCGUUAUCGUUACCGUUAACUCAACAAACCCAAACCCUUUUAUCUUUCGCCGGAAAAAAACAACACCCAACAAUGGAUUACUCAACCAUGUCAGCCGCACUCCGUCGCCACCACCGUCUCCGAAAGGAGAAGCUUGUUGUAAUCAUGGGAGCGACCGGCACCGGAAAAUCUCGUCUGUCAAUCGACCUGUCUGAACAUUUCCCUGUUGAAGUGAUUAACUCUGAUAAAAUGCAGGUUUAUAAAGGGUUAGAUAUAACGACGAAUAAGAUUUCAGUUUCUGAUCGUUGUGGUGUUCCUCAUCAUCUUUUGGGUGAUGUUGACCAAGCUCAUCGUGAUUUGACUCCAUCUGAGUUUCGUUCAUUGGCUGGAAAUGCUGUUUCUGAAAUCACUGCAAGGAGAAAGCUUCCUGUUCUUGUUGGUGGUUCUAACUCGUUCAUUCAUGCUUUGGUUGUCGAACGAUUCGACUCGUCCGAUUCCGACGUGUUCGAUGAACGUUCCAACUCACCGAUUUCAACCGAGUUAAGAUACGACUGUUGUUUUCUCUGGGUUGACGUGUCUGUAAAGAUACUAACCGAUUACUUAUCGAAACGAGUCGAUGAUAUGUUGAAACUCGGAAUGUUCGACGAGUUAGCCGAGUUUUACAACUCAGAUGACUCAGACCACGGAAACGAUUCCGCAACUCGGACCGGGUUGAGAAAAGCUAUUGGGGUUCCCGAGUUCGAUAAGUAUUUUGGGAAAUUUAAACCUGGCGAGGAAAAUAAUAAUAAUGAUCAGGUGCGGAGAGGUGCAUUUGAGGAUGCGGUGAGGGCUAUUAAAGAAAAUACUUGUAGCUUAGCCAAGAGUCAAAUUAGUAAGAUCGUACGGUUGAAAGGUUCCGGUUGGGAUAUACGGCGACUUGAUGCGACUGAGGCUUUCACGGCGGUGAUGACGUCAGAACCCGGCGAGAAAUUUACGGAGAAUUGGGAGAGACAGGUAUUGGAACCAAGCGUGGAGAUUGUGAGUCGUUUCUUGAAGGAGUGAGUAGGUUUUGCCACCAAUUUCCAGCUCAUUAAUUUAUUUUUAAUUUUGUUAAAGAAAAUUUUGUUAUUUAAAAUUAAUACACAGAAGGAGGGAAAAAAAAAAUGAAUUUUUUCAUUUUUUUAUUCUUUUCCGUUUUUUUCAGUCUUUUAUUUGGGUCUCUUCUUCUUCUAUUUUCAGUCUUUUUAUUUAAAUUUUUAUUGUAAGUCUGUUGUUUGUGAAUAUAUAUAAAAAUAAUUAGUUUAAUUU
Cannabis sativa is the source of this 1968-nucleotide messenger RNA. Its product is annotated as adenylate isopentenyltransferase-like. Gene Ontology annotation, molecular function: tRNA dimethylallyltransferase activity; AMP dimethylallyltransferase activity. NCBI's taxonomy places the organism in Eukaryota, Viridiplantae, Streptophyta, Magnoliopsida, Rosales, Cannabaceae. The coding region runs from base 454 to 1722 and encodes 422 amino acids. Gene Ontology annotation, cellular component: mitochondrion. The record is from RefSeq and is a predicted model, not a curated record. Gene Ontology annotation, biological process: cytokinin biosynthetic process; tRNA modification. The transcript has a single exon.